AUGAGCUCGCCCGGCACCGGCGCCGAGGGCGCGGGGAAAAGCCUGCAGUACCGCGUGGACCACCUCCUGAGCGCCGUGGAGAGCGAGCUGCAGGCGGGCAGCGAGAAGGGCGACCCCACGGAGCGCGAGCUGCGCGUGGGCUUGGAGGAGAGCGAGCUGUGGCUGCGCUUCAAGGAGCUCACCAACGAGAUGAUCGUGACCAAGAACGGCAGGAGGAUGUUCCCGGUGCUGAAGGUGAGCGUGUCGGGUCUGGACCCCAACGCCAUGUACUCCUUCUUGCUGGACUUCGUGGCGGCUGACAACCACCGCUGGAAGUACGUGAACGGGGAGUGGGUGCCUGGAGGCAAGCCCGAGCCACAGGCCCCGAGUUGUGUCUACAUCCACCCGGACUCGCCCAACUUCGGGGCGCACUGGAUGAAGGCGCCGGUGUCCUUUAGUAAAGUCAAGCUUACCAACAAGCUCAACGGAGGGGGCCAGAUCAUGCUGAAUUCCUUGCACAAGUAUGAACCUCGGGUUCACAUCGUGAGAGUUGGGGGUCCGCAGCGCAUGAUCACUAGCCACUGCUUUCCGGAGACCCAAUUUAUUGCGGUGACAGCCUAUCAGAAUGAGGAGAUCACAGCUCUUAAAAUCAAAUACAACCCGUUUGCCAAAGCUUUCCUUGAUGCAAAGGAAAGAAGCGAUCACAAAGACCUGAUGGAAGAACCAGGGGACAGCCAGCAGCCUGGGUAUUCCCAAUCAGGGGGGUGGCUUAUUCCUGGCACCAGCACCCUUUGCCCACCAGCCAGCUCCCAUCCUCAGUUUGGAGGCACGCUCUCCCUCCCUUCCACACAUGGCUGCGAGAGAUACCCAGCCCUGAGGAACCACCGCUCUUCACCCUACCCCAGCCCGUACGCUCAUCGGAACAGUUCUCCAACCUAUGCCGACAACUCGUCUGCGUGUUUAUCGAUGCUGCAGUCUCAUGACAACUGGUCCAGCCUCGGCAUGCCUGCCCACGCCAGCAUGCUCCCCAUGAGCCACAACGGCAGCCCACCCACUGGCUCUAGCCAGUAUCCCAGCUUGUGGUCUGUGAGCAAUGGCACGAUCACCCCAGGUUCCCAGACAGCCGGGGUAUCCAAUGGGUUGGGAGCCCAGUUCUUUCGAGGCUCCCCUGCACACUACACGCCCAUGACCCACGCCAUCCAGGCCGCCACGUCCUCCUCCGGCUCUCCGCUGUACGAAGGGGCUGCCGCGGUCCCAGAUGUUCCUGAUGGGCAGUAUGACGCCUCCACCCAGGACCGUCUCAUAGCCUCAUGGACACCUGUGUCGCCUCCCUCCAUGUGA
Jaculus jaculus (lesser Egyptian jerboa) is the source of this 1320-nucleotide messenger RNA. It is a transcript of the gene Tbxt, whose product is annotated as T-box transcription factor T. The record is from RefSeq and is a predicted model, not a curated record. NCBI's taxonomy places the organism in Eukaryota, Metazoa, Chordata, Mammalia, Rodentia, Dipodidae. Gene Ontology annotation, cellular component: nucleus. The transcript has 8 exons. Bases 1 to 1320 code for a protein of 439 amino acids. Gene Ontology annotation, molecular function: RNA polymerase II cis-regulatory region sequence-specific DNA binding; DNA-binding transcription factor activity, RNA polymerase II-specific. Gene Ontology annotation, biological process: positive regulation of DNA-templated transcription; regulation of transcription by RNA polymerase II; somitogenesis.